Molecule: messenger RNA, 1495 nt
Organism: Neurospora tetrasperma FGSC 2508
Lineage: Eukaryota; Fungi; Ascomycota; Sordariomycetes; Sordariales; Sordariaceae
Exons: 1
Coding region: 1-1326 (441 amino acids)
Source: RefSeq, a predicted model, not a curated record
AUGACUGCAUCAAAACCAAGAACAUCCCCAAUAUCACCCAGACCGAAAUCCAAUCAUGCUCAUCGUCCAGCUCCCCUAUCGGAAUUUCAGAACCUAGGCAACGGAAUCCUCUUUUUCGAUCCAGCAGCAGAAACAUCACCACCAAACCAUGACGGUAACCACAACCAUGACGAUAACCACUUCCAUACCCCCCAACUCAUCGUCCUCUGCACCUGGCUAGGCGGCGCCACCCCCCGGCGCAUCGCCAAAUACACCUCAGGCUACCGGCGUCUCUUCCCCGCCUCGCCCAUCCUCGUCAUCCAAACCGUCAUUGCCGACUUCACCGUCCGUUCCGAACAGGCCAUUCGGCGAAACCUAGCCCCAGCAAGAGAUGUCAUUCGGCAUAUUCUCCUCACCCGCGAUCGCUCCAAUUCCCUAUUACAUGCGGGAGGAGCCUACAAUGCACCGGCGGAAAACGAGAGUCACGGGACAGGCACAGGAAGGACAGGAAUCCUGUUACACAUCUUCUCCAACGGCGGGUGCCACCUAUCCCUCCAAUUAGCCCACAGCUAUUUUUCGUCUUUUGGCCACUCGCUCCCUGUCACGCUACAAAUCCUCGAUUCCUGCCCUGGCACGUUUUCCAUUGCGCAGACGUAUGGAGCAGCAGUGCAUUCGGUUCCGACUCAUCAUCCUUGGGUGGUACAGAGCAUGGAGCGAUGGGGGUUGUGGGGGGCCGUGGUGUUGGUUGCGGGAAUACAGCACGGACUACCGAGAGCGAUUGGAGAGAAUGUGGUGAGAAAAAAGUUGUUGGGUGGGGUGGGGGUGGAUUUUGAGGGGAUGAGGGGGGGAGUUUUGGAUGAUGAGCUUUUUGGGGGACAAGGAAAAAAGGAAAGAACGGGGAGGUUGUAUUUGUAUUCGAAAGCGGAUGAGGUGGUGGGGUGGAGGGAUGUUGAGAGGCAUGUGAGGUUGGCUAGGAAGUUGGUGGUGAAGAAGAAGAAGAUGAUGAUGAAGGAAGGGGGAAAAGAUGAUGAACAACAAGGGUUGGUGAGAGCGGAGAGGUUUGAAAAGGCGAGUCAUUGUGCGUUGGUGAUGGAGGAUGAGGAGAGGUAUUGGAGGGCUGUGAGGGAGAGUUGGGAGGGGCAAAUGGAGAGGAGGCGGAUGCGGAGAGAGAGUCGCGAAGACGAGGAGUGUGAACCCGGAAAAGUCGUGUUGGGGGCUACGGAUGAACAAGGGGGAGAAGGGGGGGUUGGUGAGGAGCCAGGGACAAGGUCCGGAGUUGAAGAAGGAGUUGAGGCGAGAGCAGCUGAGGCUACUAAGUCUAGGAGAGGUCGCACUAGCAAGCUCUGAUGGACUCGACGCUUCUGCUGUAGACGUUGUGAAAAACGAAUGAGAAGAUGGGAUGCGGUUUCGAUGAUCGCGUCGGGAAGAGGAAUUGCUAUUCUUUUUGCAGUGUAGUUUAUGGGACUCCAAAAGGAAUAGACACAUGGAGCAAGCCUCAGAAGACCGUUGGCACUCU